AUGGCCGACACCGAGGAUACUGGCGCUGGAUCUGUCUCCGAACCUUUGGAUCUGGUCCGCCUCUCGCUCGAUGAGAUCGUCUUCGUGAAGCUCCGCGGCGAUCGCGAGCUCAAGGGUCGUCUACACGCCUACGAUAGCCACUGCAAUCUUGUGCUGGGUGAUGUCGAGGAGACCAUCUACGUGGUCGAGGAGGAUGAGAAUGAAGAGGAGACCAUCCGAACAAUAAAGAAGCAAGAGGAGAUGCUCUUUGUACGAGGUGACUCAGUUGUUUUGAUCUCUCCACAGGCGUGA
This is a messenger RNA of Aspergillus lentulus, 291 nucleotides long. NCBI's taxonomy places the organism in Eukaryota, Fungi, Ascomycota, Eurotiomycetes, Eurotiales, Aspergillaceae. The record is from RefSeq and is a predicted model, not a curated record.